AACGGGGACCCGGGGCCGGCGCGCGUGCUUCAGGCACAAUUAGGCGCCGGCAGGCGGGCAGACGAGACUUGGCCACGAUCCCCCUGGCGCGCACCAGCUCGGACCGCGGCCGGGCGCCGGCAGCCUGCUAGGGCCGGCCACGGCCUGGCACCGCCUCGGCGACGGUUUGCCUGGCGUUGGCGGGCUUGGGCCGCGAUCUGGCGUCGGCCUGGCUACGAUCUUGCACCGGCUUGGCCACGAGCCUGGGGGUCUGCCGUGCCCGUUUUUCGCUUGGUCUCGGGGCCCGCUUGGUGGAUGUCUUGGAGGUGGCCAUAAAUAUACAUCUCGUCAAUCGUAGAAAGGAAGCGAAGAAGACAACCUGCUACAACAACUCCCAUGCUGCAACCAUACAUACCACGGAAAAUUGGAACGGAAAACAAAAGGAGCUGCAUG
Messenger RNA from Amoebophrya sp. A120, 432 nucleotides. Lineage: Eukaryota; Dinophyceae; Syndiniales; Amoebophryaceae. The record is from the annotation of a GenBank genome assembly.